Molecule: messenger RNA, 3436 nt
Organism: Salvelinus sp. IW2-2015
Lineage: Eukaryota; Metazoa; Chordata; Actinopteri; Salmoniformes; Salmonidae
Source: RefSeq, a predicted model, not a curated record
ACUGUUCUGACAUCGCCUGGUGUUGAAGAAGUUUAAUUAACAUGAGUGACCAGGGGKACAUUUGUCCCCACCUGAAUUCCAUAGGGGAGGUAACCAAGGAGGAGCUUCUGCAGAAAUCCAAGGGAUCCUGCCAGUCAUGUGGAGUGGGAGCUCCCAACCUCUGGGCCUGUCUGCAGAGCGAGUGUCAAUAUGUUGGCUGUGGAGAAACCUUUUCAGAUCACAGCACCCUACAUGCACAGGCAAAUAAACACAACCUGACGGUGAACCUGACCACUUUCAGGAUCUGGUGCUAUGUGUGUGAGAGGGAGGUGUUUCUGGAGCAGAGGCCUGCAGUCGUACCUGCAAUGUCUGCCACACACAUUCCCCACCACUGUAAAGCUAAGGAACACCAGGAUGCAGUUCAUCAACCAGUGAGUCACCACCACCCGUUGAAGGCAGUCCCUAUCGCGGUAGCCGAAGAAGAGUGGUCAGAGUCGGAGGAGGAUGCGCUCAAACCCAGAGGUUUGACAGGGAUGAAGAAUAUUGGUAACUCCUGCUACAUGAAUGCAGCGCUUCAAGCCCUGUCCAAUUGUCCUCCUCUCACUCAGUUCUCUGGACUGGUGCGGACUGACAAAAAGCCUGCACUGUGCAAAAGCUACCAGAAACUGAUCUCUGAGCUCUGGCACAAGAAACGGCCCAGUUACGUAGUCCCCACCAGUCUGUCCCAGGGCAUCAGGCUGGUCAACCCCAUGUUCCGUGGCUACGCCCAGCAGGUAGGGGCAAGCUCCCAGCAGGACACCCAGGAGUUCCUGCGCUGUUUGAUGGACCAGCUCCACGAGGAGCUCAAAGAGCCACUGGCAGUGUGUGGCGGGGAGGGGGAUGAGAGGAGGGAUGGGGGCGACCGCUCCCCCUCCGAGGACGAGUUCCUCUCCUGCGACUCAGGCGCCAGCAGCGACCGGGGGGAGGGAGGGGGGCUGGGGGAGCCCGAGCUGCUCAUUCAGGACGAGUGUGGGGUGGGGCCGAAAGUUGGAGGAGGGGGGACAGGCACGGGCGGAGGGGUAGGCACAGGGGGGCCCAUCUCAGAGAAAGAGAGGCUGAAGGAGAAAAGGGUGUUGGGCUCGCCCCUCCACAGGGGCUCCCAGGAGAUGGACGAGGACGCGGAUGUGGAUAUGACAGCGGCCAAAGAGGGUGGUCUGGAGAGGGGAGCGGAGGAGGAGGAGGGGACCCCCCCUAGCCCUAGGCCACAGGGCCCGAGUCAGACACAGGGGCAGACGCAGAGCAACAGCACUCCAGAGCCAGACAAUGAGGCAUCGAUGCAGAAGCGCCCCCAGUCUCGCCCCUGCAGCCCCGUCCGUACUGUCCAGGAACUGGAUCCUAAACUCUCCCCCAGCCCCACUCGCUCCAGCCCCUUCCGCUCUGCAGGGCCCGCAUAUUCUUUUAAGAAAGCCCAGCUGUUCCUCGGUGCCAGGAAGCAGAAGCAGUCUCGCUACCGCAGCGUCAUCUCAGACAUCUUCGACGGCUCAAUCCUCAGCCUGGUCCAGUGUCUGACUUGUGACAGGGUGUCGACCACAGUGGAGACCUUCCAGGACCUGUCCCUGCCCAUCCCAGGUAAGGAGGACCUGGCCAAGCUACACUCCUCCAUCCACCAGAACCUCCCAGCCAAGACCGCGGUGUCUCUGGACGUCUACGGCUCCCAGGGCUGGAUCACCUACAUCAUGGACUCCAUACGCAGGUUUGUGGUGUCCUGUAUACCCAGCUGGUUUUGGGGUCCUAUGGUCACACUGGAGGACUGCCUCGCYGCCUUCUUCGCCGCUGAUGAGCUCAAAGGGGACAACAUGUACAGCUGUGAAAGGUGUAAAAAAUUGAGAAAUGGUGUAAAAUAUUGCAAAGUACCUCGGCUACCUGAGAUCCUGUGCAUCCACCUGAAACGUUUUCGCCACGGGGUGAUGUACUCCUUYAAGAUCAACAGCCACGUGGCCUUCCCAUUGGAGGGCCUCGAACUCCGACCUUUCCUGGCCAAGGACAACCCCUCCCAGAUCACCACCUAUGACCUGCUGUCCGUCAUCUGUCACCAUGGCACCGCAGGCAGUGGUCACUACAUAGCAUACUGUCAGAACGUGAUUAACGGUCAGUGGUACGAGUUUGAUGACCAGUAUGUAACGGAGGUCCAUGAGACGGUGGUGCAGAAUGCUGAGGCCUAUGUGCUUUUCUACAGGAAGAGCAGUGAGGAGUCGGUGGGGGAGAGGCAGAAGGUGGUGGAUUUAGCUAGCAUGAAGGAGCCAAGCCUGCUGCAGUUCUACAUCUCCAGAGAGUGGCUGAACAAGUUCAACACGUUCACUGAGCCAGGGCCCAUCAGCAACCACACCUUCCUCUGCCAGCACGGAGGGAUCCCGCCCAAUAAGUACCACUACAUUGACGACCUGGUGGUGAUCCUGCCCCAGAACGUGUGGGAGUACCUGUACAACAGUUUUGGAGGAGGUCCAGCAGUGAACCACUUGUACGUGUGUGCCAUCUGCCAGGUGGAGUUAGAGGCUCUGGCCAAACGCAGGAAGGUGGAAAUAGACACCUUUAUCAGGUUGAAUAAAGAGUUCCAAGCGGAGGAGGCUCCUACAGUUAUCCUGUGUAUCAGUAUGCAGUGGUUCAGAGAGUGGGAGAGCUUUGUCAAGGGCAAAGACAAUGAGCCCCCUGGUCCUAUUGACAACAGUAAGAUUGGUGUCAUGAAAGGGGGACACGUACAGCUCAAGCAAGGGGCUGACUAUGGUCAGAUCUCAGAGGAGACGUGGCAGUAUCUCCUCGGUAUCUAUAGUGGAGGGCCUGAGAUUGCAGUGAGACAGACAGUGCCGGCCACCAACACAGACAGCCUGCAUGGAGAGAGGAAGAUAGAGGCAGAGACCAGGGCACUCUGAGAAAUGGUUGACUGUGUUUGACUCCCCUGUACACGAGCCCUCACUGGAGCUGAGGGGGUUGAUUUGCACCUGGGUGAAGAGAAGCCUUAUUGUGAGCACUUUGUAAAAUGUAGCAACGCGCCUUGUUCUAUUACCUGUGCAGGAAGACAUAUUGGUCAAUUAUYAUCAUAGUGUAGUAGAAAAGGUGUUAUUUAUUGAACAAACUCUUAAGAUGUUUUAGUAAGAAAAUAUACAUUGCGUGACACCAUGUCUUCGAAGCUGUUUUGGUAGUUGCAGUAGGUUGGUGACAUCAAAAUCUAAAUUGCUGCUGUACUACUGUAGUAGGUGUGUCAUAUCGUUAAUGGUGUCCUGCACUCGUACGAGAGGCAGAGGGGGGGRAGGGAAUGGCGUGCCGAGGGGCGUGACAUCAUCAGUGUUAAUUGCUACUUGACAACUCGGGUGAACUUGUACUAAUCUUUUUUUGCUGCAGGCCCCAAACAACAAACAUUCAAUGACUACACGUUUGUCACUCCGAGACAAUGGAAGAGGAUGGAUGUAAAAAAAAAUAAAAA